AUGUCAGCGGCAAGGCUCGGCGAUUUCGCAGGACAGGGAACUGUCCAAGAGGAGCUGCUGUGGGCUGCUGCCGGUGGCAUCGUCUAUGGUGCAACCGCCACUCUGCUUGGACAGCCUCUGGACACCAUCAAGACGAAGAUGCAGACUGAUCGGCUCACCGGCAGAGCAUCCGGCCGUCCGGGCACACUGCAAGUUGCCCGCCAGAUCCUGCAGACUGCUCCCGGCGAGCUUGCGCACUCCCGACCUGUUCGGAAAGUAGCUGGCUUCUACAGAGGUUCGUUGCCUGUCCUCUGUGGCUCCGUCAUCUUCAGAUCCGUGCCCUUUACCGUGUACUCGGGAGUUUACGCCUCCCUCGAGCCAGCCUCUUUCUUCGGCACCUUGGAUCCCUUCCUGGGCGUCGAGCGACGGAUCUGGCUCAGUGGCGCCGUGGCCGGAUUGGGCCGUGCCGUGGUGGAGAACCCCUUUGAGGUCUUGAAGACCCAGAAGCAGGUCAGGGGCCUGGACUACCAGCAAAUCUUGAAAGCCCGGUGUCUCUGGCAAGGCCUCGCUGCAACGUGCAGCCGCAACGUGGUUUUGGUCACCCUCUUCUUCGUCCUUUCUGACAGGUUGAACCGCUCCAGAGAGCUGGUAAACUUCCUGGACUUCCGGCAGCAUCCUUUCUUGCGAGGCUGCAUAGUGACAAGUUGCUGCUGGCUAGCCGCUUGGCCGCUGGACGUGAUAAAAAGCCAGCUGCAGAGCGAGGUGCUGGGGUCCCGGACGCCGGCGGAUGCAGGCGGUGGCAGCUUCGGGAGCCAGACGUCUGACGUCGUGCGUGUCAGGGUGUGGGCAGACUCGGUGGACUGCUGGUGCGGGCAUGGCAGCAGGGACGAUUCUACCGCGGCCUCCCUGCCGGGCUUGUUCGUGCAUGCUUGGCCAACGGCGCUGCCAUGCAAACAAGUUCAAGCAGACACAUCGGGGACCGGAAUUGGCCGCUUGCGCGGCCUGUGCACUUCGGGCCAUGCUCCUGAAACCUUGUCACCUUACUGCGAGGCCCACCCUGCCGCGCGAGGGGCCUCCCUCGAGCCAGGCAGGUGCGACGGCGACGACGCCGAGAGGGCCGAGGUUUCUGCUGGCCGAGGGCUCGGAGAUGGGUCCAAGGGAGCCUCUUCGACAGGGCUGUCUGUUUCGGCAGUCACUGGUAAGUACAUACUGGCCACAGCAUGGCAGGAUGUAAAGCUGCUGAGACCGCUCCCUGCGCGCUACACGCCUUUGCGUUGCUAUGAGUGGCCACCGUCACAGGUGACAUCGUCGACGGCCAACUCUUUGGCCGAUGCAGCAGCGAAGAAGUGUGCGGCCUUUCGACCUUCGAAGUCUCCCGGCUACCCUGAGCGCUUCAGCCCGGAUCUUGUCACGUCUGCGGUAGGUCGCAGCCCGCACGAGUAA
Symbiodinium sp. CCMP2456 is the source of this 1422-nucleotide messenger RNA. The record is from the annotation of a GenBank genome assembly. Lineage: Eukaryota; Dinophyceae; Suessiales; Symbiodiniaceae.